AUGCAGGCUGGCGGAGGACGAGGAGGAGGAGCCGGCGAGCCGGGGUUGACAGGAGGAGGGAAGCGGGGAUGGAGGCAGCGGCGGCCCCGGCCGGGGAGGAGGGAGCAGAGCCGUGAGGGACGGCCCGGCCCGGCCCUGCCCGCCGCACCAUGGGCAGCGCCGACUCCAAGCUCAACUUCAGGAAGGCCGUGAUCCAGCUCACCACCAAGACCCAGCCUGUGGAGGCAACGGAUGAUGCCUUCUGGGACCAGUUCUGGGCAGACACAGCCACGUCAGUGCAGGAUGUCUUUGCCCUGGUGCCAGCUGCGGAGAUCCGAGCGGUGAGAGAGGAGUCACCUUCCAACUUGGCGACCCUGUGUUACAAGGCCGUGGAGAAGCUGGUGCAGGGAGCAGAGAGCGGCUGCCACACGGAGAAGGAGAGACAAAUCGUCUUGAACUGUUGCCGGCUCCUCACCCGCAUCCUGCCUUACAUCUUUGAGGACCCAGACUGGAGAGGUUUCUUCUGGUCAACUGUCCCUGGGGCUGGCAGAGGAGGGGGGGAUGACGAUGAUGAAAAUGCCCGGCCACUGGCUGAAUCGUUGCUCCUUGCUGUUGCAGAUCUGCUCUUCUGUCCUGACUUCACUGUGCAAAGCCACCGGAGGAGCACGGUGGACACAGCAGAAGAUAUCCACUCCAUUGACAGCUGUGAGUACAUCUGGGAGGCAGGAGUGGGCUUUGCUCACUCUCCACAGCCUAACUACAUCCAUGACUUGAAUAGGACAGAGCUGCUUAAACUGCUGCUGACCUGCUUCUCAGAGGCCAUGUAUCUGCCUCCCUCUUCAGACAGCAGCAACACCAACCCCUGGGUGCAGUUCUUCUGCUCUACGGAGAACAGACAUGCACUUCCCCUUUUCACCUCGCUCCUGAACGUCGUCUGUGCCUACGACCCGGUGGGUUACGGGAUCCCUUACAACCACCUGCUUUUCUCUGACUACCGCGAGCCCCUCGUGGAGGAGGCCGCCCAGGUGCUGAUUGUCACUUUGGACUAUGACAGCUCCACCAGUUCAAGUCCCACCGUGGAUGGCACGACCACUGGCACGGCCAUGGAUGAUGUCGAUCCUCCAGGACCAGACAAUCUGUUUGUGAAUUACCUCUCAAGAAUACACCGAGAGGAGGAUUUCCAGUUCAUCCUGAAAGGAGUGGCCCGCUUGUUAUCAAACCCGCUGGUCCAGACCUACCUGCCAAACUCUGCCAAGAAGAUCCAAUUCCAUCAGGAACUCCUUGUCCUAUUCUGGAAACUCUGUGACUUCAACAAGAAAUUCCUCUUCUUUGUGCUGAAGAGCAGUGAUGUUCUGGACAUCCUUGUCCCAAUCUUGUAUUUUCUCAACGAUGCCAGAGCAGACCAGUCACGAGUGGGCUUGAUGCACAUCGGGGUCUUCAUCCUCCUGCUUCUCAGUGGGGAGCGUAACUUUGGGGUUCGACUGAACAAGCCGUAUUCUGUACGAGUGCCUAUGGACAUCCCUGUCUUCACAGGGACUCAUGCGGAUCUGCUCAUCAUAGUCUUUCACAAGAUCAUAACCAGCGGGCAUCAGCGUCUGCAGCCUCUCUUUGACUGCCUGCUCACCAUCGUUGUGAACGUGUCUCCGUACCUGAAGUCUCUCUCCAUGGUGGCUGCUAACAAGUUAUUGCAUCUCCUGGAGGCUUUCUCCACCACCUGGUUCUUGUUCUCUGCUGUCCAGAACCACCACCUUGUUUUCUUCUUGCUGGAAGUUUUCAACAACAUAAUUCAGUACCAGUUUGAUGGGAACUCCAAUUUGGUCUAUGCUGUUAUCCGCAAGCGGAACGUGUUUCACCAGCUGGCCAACUUACCCACAGACUCGCAGUCCAUCCAGAAAGGUCUGCAGCGCAAGAAGAAAACUCCUGAGCCCAUUUCUCGCACCAACUCCCAGGAUGGAGCCUCCAUGGAGGGGUCGCGUCCUGCUGCCCCUGCUGAACCAGGGACACUGAAGACAAGUUUGGUGGCUACUCCAGGAAUUGACAAGCUCACAGAGAAGUCGCAGGUAUCAGAGGAUGGGACCAUGCGUUCGCUGGAGCCUGAGUCUUCACAGCCUCCACCAGAGGGUAACCUGCCCUCAGCUGUGAGUGAUGGGGAGCCCUGGAGUGGGGAAGUGUCACAUCCCCGACGGGACCGAAGGCGUCUCUCUAGUGCAUCCUCCAGUGGACAGUGGACCCCAACUCCUGACUGGGUGAUGUCUUGGAAGUCAAAACUUCCCCUGCAGACAAUCAUGCGGCUCCUACAGGUGCUGGUCCCUCAGGUGGAGAAGAUCUGCAUUGACAAGGGUCUCACAGAUGAAUCGGAGAUCCUCAAGUUCUUGCAGCAUGGCACGCUGGUGGGGCUGCUACCUGUCCCUCACCCCAUCCUCAUUCGCAAGUAUCAGGCUAACUCGGGCACUGCCAUGUGGUUCCGGACCUAUAUGUGGGGUGUUAUUUAUUUGAGGAAUGUGGAUCCCCCAAUCUGGUAUGACACGGAUGUGAAGCUGUUUGAAAUUCAGCGGGUCUAAGAGAGCACUUACCUCUACUAAGAGAAAUACACUGGAUCUCUAAGGACUUUGCUGUGUGCUGCUUCGUCACAGCUAUUCCUGCAUUUCACAUCAAGCUGAGAGACCAAAAGGACAAUCACUCCAUUUACCUCCCUGUCAUUUAAAGCUUUAAUUGGGACCUGCUUGGACAUCCCUCCCCCCAGCUCACUUCUCUCCCCUCACCCUUCACUAUGAACCUUGAGUGAAAGAUGUCUAAGGGAUCGUCCAUUGUUGUGGUUGCACUAGAAAUCAGACUGUUCUUAGCUCUUCUAUUACUCUUUUGCUCCUGGAUUUGGUUUGGAAACCAAUCUGACCCUGUCCUUGCCCUGGUCAGAGUCAGCAUUUAAUUGAAAAAGUCUAGCUGUAAACUGGGUGCAAGGGAGAAGCUGCUAUUCCUGCAGGAGAUGGGGGUUUGGAAACGGCAGUUACUUCCAUGUGGCUCCAUAAUGUUUCCGGGGCAUCCCUUCUGGCUGCAGGUGUCUCCCUGGUGUCUCAGUUGUAUAUCGGUAGGGAAAUCUCUCCCGUCCAAAUGAAAGGGAGAAUUUACAGAAGGAAAAUUCUGUGUCUCAGUUUUGAAUCUCUCUACUCCUUUCCUGGAAAGCCACUUAAGACAUUUUGUAGCAGCUGGCGCUUUGGUGCGGCAAGAGAAGUUUUCUUUGGGCUUCCAGGCCCAGCAGCCUGUCCUUCGUGGUCAGGUGUUGCAAGGGAGUAUGUGCAUCACUUUGGAAAGCCCUGCUUGAUCCUUUUAUACACAGCAAGGAAUGGCUCAGUGAGAACAAGGAGAAGAAACUGGUAGCCUCCUUUAGACUUCUCCAGUUGACAGAAAGGACAGUGUCACGUGGGUUUAAAAGGAACCAUACCCUUCCAUCUCUGCCUGGCAGGUGGGCGCAAUGCGGGGAGUGGAAGGGCCUUUUGCACAUGACUGUCUAAGGCAGGGAAUCGAGGGAGGCGCUCAGGGAAGUCGUGGCAGGACGUUGGAAGCUGUAGGAGGAAAAGCACCUCCAUGACACUAGGGAGUGGAGAGUGUGAAGGCAAGGUUUGAUUCUUCAGGGCAUUUUGAUAGUGACCGAGUUACCAGAUGUUGAAUGUAUUGGAUCCUGAGUUAUGCAAAGUCUGGGAAGCCAGGGUUAGAAGUAGCGGGAGACUGGCUGUCGUUGGCUUGCUUCAGCAGCAUGUAGUUGUGCACUGGUAGGUGGAGACAUCCUGGGGUUUGAGUUAAAUUUUAAAUUUUAAAUUCAGCUGGGAGGGGCUGCUGUUUAUGACCUGUGUGGUCUUUAGGCAAAGAACUGUGAGGGGUCCUGUCACGAACUGACAACUUUCCCUCUCCAAGACUUAGCCCUUGGUGCUGUGGUCGUCAGCCUCUUAGGAGGGUCCCUGGCCGUGAGCUGUUUGCCUUUGCUCAGAACCAGUGAGAUCACUCCUUGGAAGCUGGUCUCACACCCUGAAAACAGGGGCAGGUAAGGCACAAAGUGUUGUUUUUGAAAUGCUUCCCGAAGUUUUGGAGGUGGAGUAAUAGCAACAUGGCUGUCUGCCUUUCCUCUCCUAGAGGGAGUGCUGCUUUAGUGUACUGCUGGCUUGUAAUCAGGUGGUUUCCUCCACUUCUGGCCCUGAAAGUGGACUGAAGUCCUAGGCCAGCUGAUGGCUGAAAUAAAGCCUGGAUGUUUUUUUUUUUUUCUGAAGGAUAAGAAAUAUGGAAAACAGAGGUUAAUUUCCCCACCCCAUCUCCCGUCCACUUCGCCAUUUAGCACUACACCCAUCCUGACCCCAUCUCUGUUCAGAUACCAGCAGGGUGAGGUCUCUGUUUUACUUGGAAUCUCUCAUUAAUACGAAUGUGAUUUGGUGGGGCCAGCCUCUGACUGGAUGGCAUUUGCACCUCACAGCCAGAAUGGGACGUUGUUUCCCAUGUGCUUGCCUCUUCCCUCCUGUGGAUCUGCUGGUUCCCAUGUUCUCUUCCAUCCUCUUUCUGCUUUGUUUCUUUGUGAGUCCCUCUGGAAACACUUUUUUGUUUUGUUUUUCUUGGUGUUUGGAGUCUAAUCUUUGUUCUGUGGAAAUCAACUUGCACUGUAAACUAUUUGCUUAUUUACAGAGAGAAAGAUAAAGAUUAUCUGAAACAUGCAA
This is a messenger RNA of Oxyura jamaicensis (ruddy duck), 4676 nucleotides long. RefSeq names its product HID1 domain containing (gene HID1). The transcript has 19 exons. Bases 150 to 2540 code for a protein of 796 amino acids. The record is from RefSeq and is a predicted model, not a curated record. Lineage: Eukaryota; Metazoa; Chordata; Aves; Anseriformes; Anatidae. Gene Ontology annotation, cellular component: Golgi medial cisterna; Golgi trans cisterna; membrane.